Molecule: messenger RNA, 3765 nt
Organism: Cladophialophora psammophila CBS 110553
Lineage: Eukaryota; Fungi; Ascomycota; Eurotiomycetes; Chaetothyriales; Herpotrichiellaceae
Exons: 2
Coding region: 1-3765 (1254 amino acids)
Biological process (GO): protein import into peroxisome matrix
Cellular component (GO): peroxisomal membrane; peroxisome; cytosol
Molecular function (GO): ATP binding; ATP hydrolysis activity
Source: RefSeq, a predicted model, not a curated record
AUGCCUCCUCCCGUACGUGCUGAGGUGGCGCUGGUAUCCCUCCAGAAUUGCCUGGUGAAUCUGCCUCCUGGACUGAUUGCAUUGAUCAGCAAUACCAAUAUUCCCGCUCAAAAUGUUGUCGUCGAGCUACAAUAUCGGUCCCAGACCCUCUCCUCUGGCGCUGUCUCCAGUGGCAAUAGCGCCGGCUUCCAACGAUCUGCCUACGUUGGCUGGACAGGGAUGCCUAGCCGGGCGAGACCGGCGUCACUUCUGAAUAGCGAACGAGCUCGACCAGGAACCAGAGAACAGGAUGGUCAAACCGUCGAGAUUGAUGCGACAUUCGCAAAGCUGCUCGGACUAUCUGAGGGCCAGAAAAUCGGUAUACUGGUCCAUCUUGACCCGCCUGUUGCUCACAGUAUCAAUAUCGAGCCACUGACACCUGCCGACUGGGAGGUUAUUGAAUUGCAUGCCACUUUCCUGGAAUUGAACCUCCUAUCUCAGAUUCGUGCACUUCCAAAUCCUGCAUACAGCAGUAAAACUACCGUUCAGGCAGAAAAUACCCACCCCUUGACCCUACACCUGUCACCAACAUCAACAGCGAAUAUCGUCGUUACUUCUUUGGUACCGCCGGUCCCGAAUACCGUACCAUUCGCAAAAAUAGCCCCAGACGCCGAGGUUAUUGUUGCGCCUAAGACUCGACCCAAAUCUGGUAGGAAUGACAGAAGGGAUGCAAGGAGCACAGCAAGCAGGAGAAGCGGCAAAAGCGGUGUCAGUAAUGCCCGUAAUAGGACGGGGCCCACAAAACCUGCAGUGUUCAUGCGUGCGAUCGAUCGAACAAUAGCCGGGAGCUUUUUCGACGAAGACCUAAACCCAUCGCAACGCAAUAAACUGUGCAUCUGGCUCAGUAAUGAUGUGAUUGAGUCUGAGAGUCUGAGAGCUGCGACAUGGGCAAAUGUCACUAUUAUCAAACCAGCCGGUAUGCGGGUUCAACUGGAUAGUAGUCAAGUCAACCGGCUCAAGGAAGAAGAGAACAGCGAAGUUGGAAGGCCGGCUUCUAAAGUGGUCGCCCAAAUCCUUCCCUGGCCUACCCCGGUUGACAGGAAUCACGCGGUUCUAUCCGCCUCGCUUUGCAAAAUGCUUGGUGCCGAAGGGAUGGUUGGGAUCAUUGUUCGAAUUCAAGCUACGGGGCCGCCGUUGCCCCGAUAUUCUAUUAAAAAGUUCCAGUUCUAUCCCUUUCUGCCCGCGAAUUCAAAAAAGAAAGAUGGUCUCCAAUUUGGUGGAGAUUCGAAAGCAGCAAAACAAGCCCUGGCUGACAAAAUCCGACUGACAUUCGCCGGAGAGGACGGAUUGCUGUCAGGGCCAGUCACUGACGGAAUGAUUCUCCCGGCCUCUGGAGACUCCUCUUCUGCGGCAUCGUUUGAUGGCGGUAUUCUCAGAUUUCGCCGUCCAGCUGAGGCUGAAGAAGAUCCCGACAAUUCUUGCCCGUGGGUGCUAGGACAGGAGCAGGACCAUGAAUUUGAGAUCAAGGCUGAAGUUGCCCGGUCCGUGGAAUUGACGACCAUAUUUCCAACCUUCGCCCAUGGCAUACCUAACAAGCUUCCCAAGCUGAUAGGCGUCGAUGGUAUCUUAAAGCAAUGCUUUUCAAAUCUAACUUUGUGUUCGUCUGUUCUUUUGACUGGCGGCGUUGGGUCAGGUAAGACUUCGCUCGCUCAUUGCAUAUCACAACAGCUGCGGGAGGAUUACGUCUUCAACGUGACGUAUUUUGAUUGCCAGAAGCUGGUAACCGACGAAACAAGAGUCUCCACGGUAAAGGAAAAUCUUACGAGGUUAUUCAUGUCGGCGUCUUGGUGUGCAAGAUUAGGCGGACAGUCAGUCGUCGUCCUUGAUGACUUGGACAAGAUUUGUCCCGCUGAGACUGAACUGGAGGUCGGAAAUGACAAUGGGCGCAGUCGACAAAUCACCGAGGUUCUGUGUGCCAUUGUGCGCCAAUACUGCAGCAUCCAUUCUGGUGUCACUCUUCUGGCAACUGCACAGUCGAAGGAUUCGCUCAACAGUAUCAUUAUUGGAGGGCAUAUAGUAGGCGACAUAAUCUCCAUAAAAGCACCGACGAAGGAAAUCCGGCGAGACAUUCUUGUGUCACUCACAAAUGACGGGUCGCAAGUCAACAGCCAUGGCCACAGCAGAAAUCAAAGUGAUACGCAAAGUAUGUCUGAGAAUUCUUGGAUGGAUCCGUCAAACCCGUCGUCAAGACCAACGUCUGCUGCUUCAUCACCACCAGCUGAAGGUUUCCACCUCGCUCCCAGUCUCGAUCUUCUCGACGUCGCUGGAAAAACCGAUGGCUACAUGCCCGCCGACCUCGUACUCCUCCUGGCCCGCGCCCGAAACGAAACGCUAACACGCAUGAUAUCAGACAACGAUGACUCAGACGCACCACCCACUCUCACGAAAGCCGACUUCGAUGCCGCGUUGAAGAAUUUCACGCCUUCUUCCCUUCGAAACGUAACAUUGACUCACUCAACGACCACUUUUUCCUCCAUCGGCGGUCUACACGGCACCCGCAAUACCCUCCUCGAAACACUCCUGUACCCGACAAAAUAUGCACCCAUCUUCGCUCGCUCUCCACUCCGUCUCCGCUCGGGACUUUUGCUCUACGGAUACCCCGGUUGCGGCAAGACACUCCUUGCCUCUGCCGUAGCCGGCGAGUGUAACCUAAACUUCAUCUCCGUGAAAGGCCCAGAAAUCUUGAACAAGUACAUCGGCGCUUCUGAAAAGUCCGUGCGAGAUCUAUUUGAGCGCGCUCAAGCUGCGAAGCCAUGCGUAUUGUUCUUUGACGAGUUCGACAGUAUUGCGCCUAAGCGAGGCCAUGAUUCAACGGGGGUAACGGAUCGAGUGGUAAAUCAGAUGCUUACGCAGAUGGAUGGCGCCGAAGGGCUCGAAGGUGUCUACGUGCUAGCAGCGACAAGUCGGCCGGAUCUUAUUGACCCAGCCCUUCUCAGACCGGGACGACUAGACAAGAGUCUGUUGUGCGACAUGCCAGAAAUGAAUGAUCGGCUGGAUAUUUUGAAAGCAGUCAGCACAAAACUACGCCUGAAGCCCGAAGUUGAGAAUCGGUUACUCAGCGUCGCGCAGCGCACCGAGGGGUUCAGUGGUGCAGAUCUCCAAGCGCUCAUGUACAACGCUCAUCUUGAGGCCAUUCACGAUUUGUUAGGUGACAAACCAUCCGAUCGGGAAAAGGGCAGGGAACUGGUCAACGGGACCAACAGCAGCAGCGGUGGCGCCACCGGUGGAGGAGGAAAACGGCGCAAACGCCACAGCACCCAGGGCAAGCACGAUUUCUUCCAUUUUCUGUAUUCGCCCGAAGAAGACGCACUGGCCAAGAAGUUCUUCGGCACGGGCGCCUCGGCGAUGGAGUCAAAAGCGGCCAUCGCCUCGAAGCUAGACGAGCUGAAACUGGCGCGCAAACGCGAAAAGGCCGCCCUGAAAAACACCUUUGCACGUCGCACACCGUCGUCGACUGUGUCAUCUGCUCUCACUCCCGCCAACGACCGAGACGCCGAUGGAGACGGCGACAGCGGGGCGGAACCCGGCGGGUCCGGAGGCAAGGACGAGGUGGUGAUCGAGUGGCGACACAUGGAGAAAUCGCUCGCGACGACCCGCAGCUCCAUCAGUCCUGAAGAGAAGCGUCGCUUGGCCGCCAUCUAUGAGGAGUUCGUGGUCGGGAGGAACGGCGAGAUGCCCUCUGGUCAAGGCGGGACGGGAGUCGGGGGGAGGACAAGUUUGAUGUAA